AUGUCGGCGGACGACCUCGAGACGCCAAUCCUAUGCGAACCCUGCUUGGGCCCCAAUCCAUACAUCCGCAUGACCAAAGACCCGCAGGGCAAAGUGUGCAAGAUCUGCACCCGUCCCUUCACGGUCUUCCGCUGGAACCCAGGCGCCGGUUCUCGCUUCAAAAAGACCGAGAUCUGCGCCACCUGUGCCAAGGUCAAGAACGUCUGUCAGACGUGCAUCCUCGAUCUGCAGUAUGGAUUGACGGUGCAGGUGCGGGAUGCGGCGUUGGGGUUGAAAAGCGGUGGGCAGCAUAGUUCGGACAAGACGAGGGCGUAUGCGGCGGAUGUAGCGGAGAAGCAGCUGGAGGGGAGCGAUGGUGGGAUGGGGACGCUGGGGAGGGCGGGGCAGGAGCUCGUGCGCAAGGCGGCACGGAAGGAGAUCGAGUACAAGAGGGAUCGUUCCCAACAGCUGUGUUCGGCGUUUGCGAGGGGGAGAUGUGAGAGAGGAGACGCAUGCCCUUUCAAGCACGAACUGCCUGCUGAUAUGAGCCUCGUGGGAUCACCAGCGGCGGGACCGUCAAGUGGCGCACAAGCACCAUCACCAGUAGCACCAAGAAUCACAAAGCCAGCGGCAGGCCUCCCACCACCACAAGACACGUCCAUCGUCUCGCUCUUCAUCUCCUCCCUCCCUCCUUCCACCACCGAGCCCGCUCUGCGUCAAUUCUUCCUCGACCUCACGCCGCAACUCCAACCAGACCACAUCAAAUCCGUCACACUCGUCGCGACCUCCCGGUGCGCGUUCGUCAACUUCCGCACGCGACAGCAGGCCGAAUGGGCAGCGAAACAGUGCGAGCCCAAGAUGCUCAUGGGCGAGCAGGAGGUGAGGUUGACAUGGGGUAGGAGUCGACCCAAAAAGCAGGCUGGCAAAGAGUAG
Kalmanozyma brasiliensis GHG001 is the source of this 912-nucleotide messenger RNA. RefSeq names its product RNA recognition motif domain protein. The transcript has a single exon. Gene Ontology annotation, cellular component: Prp19 complex; U2-type catalytic step 2 spliceosome; U2-type catalytic step 1 spliceosome. The record is from RefSeq and is a predicted model, not a curated record. NCBI's taxonomy places the organism in Eukaryota, Fungi, Basidiomycota, Ustilaginomycetes, Ustilaginales. Gene Ontology annotation, molecular function: metal ion binding; pre-mRNA binding; U6 snRNA binding. Bases 1 to 912 code for a protein of 303 amino acids.